Molecule: messenger RNA, 987 nt
Organism: Parathielavia appendiculata
Lineage: Eukaryota; Fungi; Ascomycota; Sordariomycetes; Sordariales; Chaetomiaceae
Exons: 3
Coding region: 321-710 (129 amino acids)
Source: RefSeq, a predicted model, not a curated record
CACAACCGUCUGCUCUUGGAUAACGCAUCAACAAGAAGUAAGACGGUGUAACGCUUGGAGUGGUAGAACUGAGUAGCCGUCCAGUGGACGCGCAUCUGGCACGCCGCAGAGCUCGGCGCCGUGCCAUCGCCGGGCUGGAUGGAUGCAAUGACUGGUGGUGAAAAGAAUCGGAUCCUGGAGGUUCCUAGUAUAUAUUGUUCCCUCCAUCAUCCGUUGGAUUGAGCUUUAUUUCUCCCUCGCAAGUCGUCCCCAUUAUACCAUGCGGCUACUAGUACUAUCUCCACAGAGAUCUCAAUCUUGUCUCUCAUAUCCCAGUCACCAUGCCCAAAGUCACGUACGAACCCAGCGGCCUGCCCGAGGAGGGCACCAGAGUCGAGAUGUCUAUGCCCAGCGACCUGGAGCCAACAUUUGUUGACGGCAGCAAAACGCUCUACACGAGAUCCAUGUCGGCCUGCAUGGCCAUUGCGACCUUUGAUCACGGCAAUGAUGACCAGCGCACCAUGACGCACGUGGCGGGAGUGCCAGAUAAUUCAUACUACCGAGCCCUCGCCAAAAUCAUCUCGCCUAACACCACCAUCGUGGCGGCCGGUUUCCAAGAUAGCAAGUGGAUGUUCAUGAACACCGUGGAGAAAUACGUCAAGGAACCGCUGGUACGCCAGAUGGAGGAUUUUGAGAAGCCCAUCAAUCAGCUUGAGUGGCUGCUGCUUUGAACGGAGUUUAGUGAUCCAGGACUGGAACCUGGAACACUGGUGCUCCAGGCCGAUGGGGAGUAUGGGAGGCUCAAAGCCUCAAAGUGAAGGAGUUGAAGUAAUGGCUCCCGGAAGCUGAAUGUGGACUGUUUGGUACGACGAAGAUGGGGAUAUCCAUGCCUAGGGCACAUGUAUUGGGCAGCCGAUCUCAGGACCUGCGUUUUGUCUUGUUGACUCCUGGUCCCGCAAACAUGCAUCUCUGAAAGAUCGUUUGUUUUCUUAGUCCGCUGCGGGCAUA